AUGGGAUUCGUUUUGGUCGGCAAUCAGAUCAACUUCAUUGUCAUCAACAAGCAGGCCAACUCCCUCCACUCGCUGAUCGCUGACGGGCAAUACCGCAACACCUCACUGGGCCGUAACACGUGGAAGAAGUUGAUUGGUUCACAGGCAUCCUUACAGCGAAACUGUAACAAGGAAGGUUUCAAUGCUGUGUGUACUCCUUUCUUUUCAAAAGCAAGAAUCGGCAUCCUUGGAAAUAAUGAAAAAGACUGCCAUACUUGUGAUUUCAGAAUUGGGUUUGGAACAGGAAGAAAACGUCAUGACUCCAACACGUGUGGAAACAAGGCAAGGAUCAAAGCAGAUAGUGGAAACAAAAGCAUUAAAGCCAUGGGUUAUAUCUUGGUAUAUUGA
This is a messenger RNA of Orbicella faveolata, 387 nucleotides long. Its product is annotated as putative skeletal organic matrix protein 5. The record is from RefSeq and is a predicted model, not a curated record. Lineage: Eukaryota; Metazoa; Cnidaria; Anthozoa; Scleractinia; Merulinidae.